Cryptotermes secundus is the source of this 3110-nucleotide messenger RNA. It is a transcript of the gene dpr20, whose product is annotated as neuronal growth regulator 1. Gene Ontology annotation, cellular component: neuron projection membrane. Lineage: Eukaryota; Metazoa; Arthropoda; Insecta; Blattodea; Kalotermitidae. Bases 795 to 1796 code for a protein of 333 amino acids. Gene Ontology annotation, biological process: synapse organization. The record is from RefSeq and is a predicted model, not a curated record. The transcript is spliced from 9 exons.
GUGAGCGCCACGCGCAAAGCUGCGGAAAUUGACGGCAGCUUCCGUACUAAAGAUCCAUUAACCCGCGCCAAAACUUUCAAAAAAAUACAUGUCUCCCGAAAGAAGAGGAAAUGUGUGUCUAACAGCUUUAAAAUGGACUAAGAAAUAUUACUUGUUUAAAGAGACUUUUCAAUGUAAAGUGUGAAACCAUAGUACCCACAAUGCAUCAGCCACGCCCUCGUUUUUCAAACUAACUGGUUAAUAUUAGUUACAACAGUUACUGUACCAGAAACUAUAAUACAUCAUCCCUUCGCCAAUAAUACUAUUUCACCUACGUAUUUAUAGCAAUUAUCUGCACGAAUAUAUACUGUAUAACUGUGUGGUGAUUUCUGUGUGUGUUUCAUUUUGUAUCAUUUAUUAAGAAUUGUAUAAAGAGAAAGUUCCUUUUCACGUUUCGAAAGCACAUUAUUUGUAGGACUGCUUAUUCGUACGUGAACUGUUUUACGAAGAAAUUACUAAUCUGACGUGAACGAAACAUCUGCCAUGGAGAACGUACACAGUUGAUUUCAGCCCGGACGAAAACGCGGUAGGAAUACUUGACACCUCUCCCUGGAACUCUGCAUGAAAGGGAAGAAGCCCCGGGUAACAUCUCUGACACCACUAGAGACCACACGGGCAUGUGAGACAGGAUCAACACUAACUCCAUCCACCGGUUUCAAAUGGCAUCGUCGGUUGUCGAACCAAGGAACCGGAGAUGAUGUACCAUCAGGAGCUGCGUAGAACAAUGCGCCCGCCACGCCUGGGAUAGCGCAAACAUGAAGAGGAUCUCUCUUCUGACAAUGGCAAUGCAGAUCGUCACUUGCAUCACGACAGAUUCCACUACGUCAUCAGUGACCCAGGAGCCUCCCACCCCCAGCCUAGCGGCGCCGCUAGACUCCCUUAACGAGGUGGCCGCAGUUGCGCCGCCAGGCGUCUCCGUCCACCAGAAGACGGAAGCCCCGAUGCUUGGUUACAUAUUCGAUACUCAUUCAAAUCUCAAUAAACAUCACCAUCACGAUCAUAAGUGGGGACCACACUUCGAAGAAGUGGAGUUGGGAGCCAAUGCUACCAACAUUACCGUCCAGGUUGGCAGUACUGCCAACCUCAACUGUAGGAUAAGUCUCUUGCAGGAUAAAACGGUGUCGUGGGUGAGGCGGAAACACGGUGAGGAUGACCUGCAACUCCUGACCGUGGGGUUACACACGUACAGUGGGGACAGUCGUUACACCGUGGAGUUCCAGUACCCCAAUAACUGGCGGCUCCAGAUCAAAUUCACGAACAAGAGAGAUGAGGGCACGUACGAAUGUCAAAUUUCCACGCACCCACCUAAGGUCAUACAGAUACAUUUGCACAUCAACGCUCCAGAGGUGAUGAUCGUAGACGAAGAGGGACGCCCUCUGCACGACAAAUACUACGAGGCAGAGAGCACCAUCCAGCUCUCUUGCAUCGUGCGUCACGUCGCCAUGACGUCGUCAGUCGUGUCAUGGCUGCAUGGGGAUAGGAUGUUGAACUAUGAUACCACGAGAGGCGGCAUUAGUGUGAAGACGGACCUAAUGGAAGAGGGAGCUAAUAGUUCUCUAUCAGUGGCACGCGUGAACAAGACAGAUAGUGGAAACUACACAUGUUCUAUUUCGCCGACAGAAUUCGCCACAGUCACAGUGCACGUGCUCAAUGGAGAGAGCCUCGCAGAGUUACAUCAUGGUAGCCGGAGCCCGGUAGCGUCACACCCCGAGGGCGCCAUUUUGCUCCUGUGCCUCAUGGCCGUGGCCUUCAGAUGAGCUCCUGUUAACAACACGAUGACGUCAUAUCACCCGUAGUGCCUCUCGCAGAGCCCACACCACAAGACAUAACGGUGCCUACACGAAUUAGUUGAUGUGUUUUAAGUGGCAUCAACAUUUUUAAUAUUAUCCUUACGUCUCGUCGUCGCUGUGUUACAUGGGAAUGUGUGUUACAGGCAUCAGAGGUGUGACUAUUGUGGUUCUUAGUGAGUGGUUAUUUUAAAGAGCGAAGCCCAGUUCCAACUAUACUCUGUUCGCCAUGUCUAAGGAGUGUGUGUAAGCAAAGCAGCGGCAACAGGCGAGAGUACGACCGCUUCUUAUUGGCUUACAAGUCGGGGAAGUAUUUUUCGCGCGGUUCACACGAUGCCUCUCUAUUGCAACAGUAGUAUGUUAAGACACAAUGGACGUUUCGGAAUAGUUGGCGCGUUCUGAACUACGCUUUCAUUUAGUCUUGCUACCUGCCUUGUUUCUUUACACGCAUUCCAGGUAUAUUCCGAAUGGGGUGUAAACAAAUUAUUAUUAUCUUGGCGUUUUACAUGCCUCUUCAACCAAGAAAGUUGUCUUUAUCAGCAACUCUUCUGACUUUAUCUGGGAGGUGGCCGUUUCGCAUCUCGAGCGGGAAGCAAGCUAUCCUGACUGUGGUUUGGUUUUCCUCAGUCUUUCCGGGGAAAUGAUGGAAUCCAUUAAAAUAGGCCACGACCAUUUCCUUUCAUAUCCUUCCCAAUACAUAACUGAUUUUCAUAAUCAGCACUGUACAAACCAAUAAUCUGAGUUAGGAACAACUUAAUUAAAUAAACUAUAAAAUAUAAAGGGCUCUUCACAAAAAGAGAACACUGUCUUCUACAAUAUGAUGCCGUGUAGUUUGGUAAAUAUAUAUUGACCUUAUGGAUGAACGUGCUGUCUCCAUAUACAGCGUAGAAGUUAACGUUUACAUUUCUAUCUCGAAAAUAUAGUCAGCGUGUUUCUCAGUUACAUUGACACAUAUCUACCAGAUUACACGGCGUCAUAUAUCAGAAUACAAUCUGUAUAGUCACCAUUGUGGCAGCAUCAAAUCACAAAUAGAGAGGAUUCUGCACAAAGUCCUUGGUACCGAACCUUUCUUGAAAGACUUAUAGAUCCGAAGUUGAGGGAAAUUUGAAUGUGACAUAAACGCUGAUGGCUGAGUAUCGUCUUCAUAGAAGCCACUAUUGCAUCCCCUCCUGAUCCAGAUGAAAACAGUCCUCAAUUUCAAAUCAUACAUAUGUAAUAUCCAUUUUAAUAUUAUCCUCCUACCGAUACCUAUGGAGCCAGCAUAGCUCAGUCGGUAUAGCUACU